AUGGUAGACAAGUUUCUUACCUAUAUGGAAAAAGAUAAUGCCACAUUUGCGCAAUCGUGUGAUGAUCAAGGAUGGGGGCCGUACAAAAUCAAAAAUUGGCAUAAUGCUGACGACACAGUUGUAUGCAAAAUGAUGGUGCCGGCAUUAUUUUUCAUGAAUGGCUGGGGGACGAGUGCAGACGGGGGAUACGAUGCUUCGGCAGUAGGAGACCCAUUACAGACAUAUAUCAGGUGCAUAAUUGCGAAUGUAAUUAUGUUCCAGUUGAUAAGAGCAAACUGUGGGAGAAAUCAAGGUAUACGACAGGCAUUGUACAUAUUACAAAACUUGAUGACCAGUGUUCAUAGUGGUGUUAAUGUUAAGACGUGCACCUGGGUGGUUAGUAAUGAGCUGAAAGUAGGAGGAAAAGUAAUAGGCGCACAAUUUGAUGAAUGGAUAAUGGGCAAUGAAAAAAUGCAGGCCAAGAUGAACAAGUUACAGCAACGUGUAAAAUGCAAAAGAACGGGGAGACAGACAUCUGACCACUGGAAGCGACGUAUGGAAUUAUUGAAAGAAGGAAAAUUGCGGGAGGCCAUGGAGACAGAAAUGACGCGUAUAUUAAAGAAAGUAGGGAAGAAAGUAGAGCCAAUAUGGGGGCCAGUUCCUUCCGACGACGACGAUGAGGACGAAGAUGAGGAUGCACAAGAGGAGGACACGAAUGGAAGUGCGAAGCCGGUGGCUAAACCACCUGUAGUUAACGAAUCACCCAAGGAUGCAGACCCUGCUAAGACAGAAGACCAACAUGCAGGUAAGAAAAGUACUUGUACCAAGAAUGUGACCGAGUCCCACGGAGGGCAAUCAGGCCGCGGGCAAUAUGCUGAUCCCAUUGAUGACCACAGAGGAGGUACAGGUGGCUCCUCAGUAUCUUUCACUGUUGCCGUCACCACGCCCGAAUGUUCAGACCCAGGAACUGCAGUAACAGUCCCUGAGCCACCACCAAAACCAGAACCAGAACCAGAACCAGAACCGGAAGCGCCGGCACCGUCCAAUGCAGGUGCUACAGGACCAUCAUCAGAAACAACAACAGCAUCGCCUGAAGCAGCGACACCAUCAACACCAACAGACACACCAUCAAAAGGAACACCAGGGCACGGUAAAACGAGUGACAAGAAAGAUGGCGCUCCGGACGGCGAUGGCGGCAACGAUGACCCCCCUCCUCUCAAUCCACCGCCACCAAAACCGAACCCGAACCCGGAUCAAUCGGGUAGUAGUGGCAGUUUCAGUGACGCUGAUUUGGCGGAUGGAGUUUCUGGCGGGGAAGGAAAAGCAGGUGGCGAUGGAGCAGGUUCCUCUGGUACUGGUUCUACUGGUCCCCCAAACGCCGGUUCAUCUGGUCCAACUUCUGCGGGGACAGGAGCAACUGGGACUCAUGGUGCCGGUUCCCCUCCUUCCGGUGGCCAGACUCCAGAAACCAAAGACCAACCUCUUCCUAUCCUCCCUACGUCUCCGAAAACCUUCGACCCCAAGGAUCUCAUCCCGUACACCCCCGCGAUCAUUCCCGCGGUGGUUGGUAUUGGGCUCAUUGCGUUCUUCCUAUGGAAGUACUUUGCGUACCUCGGACAAACACGACGACGAACGUAUCGAACCGUUCGUGACGUGCCGUCACCUCCACUCGCCGAAGAAAUUCUAGACCAUCUACAACGCGGCGACCUGCCGCCACCCGAUUACGGGUACACGACGAUUAGGGAUAGGCGGCCCGCAUCUGCUGCCGAACGCCGCGGACAACGCUCACCACGCGUGCAUAAGCGCACGAUCAUCGAGCUACACUUAGAAGUGCUCAACGAAUGUGAAGCGGCCGAAUGGGAAAACGUCAAAGACGACUAUUUGCAGAUUGUCGUGCAGGAGUUUGAGCAGGAGUUGAUGCGGGACGGAAACGGGUAUAGUAGUUUCCCGGAUGCUCCUAGCACACACCAGGGUUUAUCAGGGACCAAUGUUGCAUCCACCGUGGACCCACCCACUGAUUCCGACGGAACGGAUGCAUGUUCACCGCAUGACCCCGAUCCGUGGCGUUGUAUGGAAACCAUAGAGUUAGCAACGGACCCUUGUCCACCUAAUGACCCCGAUCCAUGGCGUUGUAUGGAAACCAUACAGUUACCAACGGACCCUUGUCGACCUCAUGAGCCCGAUCCUUGGAGUUGUAUGGAAAACAUACAGUUAGCAACGAACCCUUGUCGCCCUAACGAAGAGGACCGAUGGAGUUGUAUGGAAAGUAUGCCGUUAGCAACGGACCCUUGUCCACCGAAUGAACAGGACCGAUGGCAUUGUAUGGAAACUAUACAGUUCGAUGCAGAACAGAGUCGUGCUCAUUCCGACCACGGUGACGCGACGUCGUACUGCACCCACUGGAUUAACUGGAUUGACCGCCACCAACAUAUGUUGCGGGCGUGCACGACGCAGCCGUGGUUUUUGCAAUUAAAAGCGGACUGGAAACAAUAUCAGCGUGCACACAUGGCGGCAAACGAGGACAACGGAGUAUGCGGUCAUAGUGAAUUCGGUGAUGCGGCAACCAUGGAACGGAAGAAAUUGGAUGCAUGGAAAGAAUGGGUCGCGCAGCAACAUGGGCACAUGCGUAUGUAUAACGCGCAGGAGUGGUUUCAACGUUUGUUGAAUAAUGUAGCGGAGGAGACAGUACCGGCAAAAGCCGAAGUACCUGGAGUGGACACACACUUCAAAAUGGAACAAGUAAUGGCCGCAGAAGACUUGCUACAAGUGCGAGCUGUACCGCGGUCGCAACCACUGCAUCCGCAACUGUACAUGAAAAAACCGUUAACCGCACAAACAUGGAUACUGCUCCUGGCAUUAGUCAUAGAACAGUGCGACGUCGACUGUCGUUUGAAGGAGAAGGAGUUAUAUGUGGAUGCCCUAUUGCACAAGCUCUGA
Molecule: messenger RNA, 2916 nt
Organism: Plasmodium fragile
Lineage: Eukaryota; Apicomplexa; Aconoidasida; Haemosporida; Plasmodiidae
Exons: 4
Coding region: 1-2916 (971 amino acids)
Source: RefSeq, a predicted model, not a curated record